AUGACGGCGACGGCUGCUCACGAGUCGGAUCCUCUGUUCCAGCGCAGUGACGCCCUCUCGUCCACAACGUCCAACUCCACCGCCCCACGAUGUUACGGCGGAUUCGAGCAGCAGAAACGCGCGUGGGUGUCCACAGCGCAGCGGUCGCGGCGGAUUCGCGGGAUUGCGGGACUGCAGCUGCUCUUGGGGCUAAUGGCGUCCGGCAACUACUUGUGGCUGUCAAAUAUCUUGAUGGUUGUAGUCGGAGGUGUUGGGCUCGUGGCGGCACGAUCGGAGCGCACGAGCUGGACCAUUGUGUACUUGUUGCUGAGUGUGAUGGAGUUUGCACGGAUUGUGUUGCUCACGCCGCAUUUGCACGAGCGGUUUGAAGUGCCUGGAAGCGCUUUUUCGCGCUACGAGAUGUUUCAAAUUGUCGUGCUCGUGCUGGAAGAAGCGCUGUUUGUGCCAGCAGCGUUCUAUGUGUGCAUUGUUGCCGCUGCAGCAGGUGCCAAUCCUUGGGGUUAA
Molecule: messenger RNA, 504 nt
Organism: Peronospora matthiolae
Lineage: Eukaryota; Oomycota; Peronosporomycetes; Peronosporales; Peronosporaceae
Source: the annotation of a GenBank genome assembly